Messenger RNA from Tetrahymena thermophila SB210, 2613 nucleotides. Its product is annotated as cyclic nucleotide-binding domain protein. Gene Ontology annotation, cellular component: cytosol. The record is from RefSeq and is a predicted model, not a curated record. The transcript has 9 exons. NCBI's taxonomy places the organism in Eukaryota, Ciliophora, Oligohymenophorea, Hymenostomatida, Tetrahymenidae. Gene Ontology annotation, molecular function: 3',5'-cyclic-GMP phosphodiesterase activity.
AUGGCUUGUCAGUAUUUAUUUUCGGGCUCCCAAGAGAGUUAGCGUACCUUUGUAGAAGACCUAGAAUUUAUGAAGCUAGCCUACAAAAAAAAUUCAAUUGAUUAUGCUUUAGAAAAAAGAAGGCAAGAAGAUUUAUCAUCAAACAUUAUUAACCUUCCUCGCGGAGGUUUAAUAAUAAAAACAAAAAUAGGAAAUAUUUAAUUUGGGUUACCUCCAGAGACAGUAAAGGACUCAUUAAAAUUAGGAUUAACCGUCCCAACUUAUUUUAUCAUCCCUUCAAACAGGUUCGAUAGAAAAUCAGGCAUAAAUGUUGCAGAAUUUGAAUUUCCAGCUUAUUUUAAUUUUUUUUGCAACAAAAAACAAAUAUGUCUCAUAUGUACCAAAAGUGCAAAAAAAGAUAUAUAAAAUAUAUUCUAAGAGACGCUAAUAGGCCCUCUUUCUCACGAAAAUUUAAGUGAUGACUUUUACCAUAAAGUACCCUCAAGCUCUUACCCUGACUUUAUCAAUGAAAGAAAGAUAUUUUCAUCAAAUCCACUUAAUCCAUCUGAAGAUAUAAAAAUUGACACUCUUUUAAACUUUAAAGUAUUUGAUGACAUUACGAAAAGUGUAAUAAUUUAAGAAAAUGGCUUCACGAUAGAAAUCUCUCUAUAAAAUUAAGGAUUUAUUGAAAUUAAGCAGGAUAAUGAGAUAAUUGCUUAUUUCUAAGAUCAAGUAGAACUUACUGAUUCAAACAAAUCAAGUUCUUCAAAUUUAAAUUUAGAGAUGGGAAGGUUAUACAAAAAAAAUAGUAUGUGCUGUUCUCCAUGCUUUGAAACAGGAUUAAAAUUAGAUGAUUUUCAAGAAACUCCCUCACCUAUUCAAAAAUUUUAAAGAAGUAACACAAUAAAAAAGAACUCAAUGCUUUAAGUUGAGUUUGUACCGCCUGAUUUUGGUGUCACAAUAUUAGGGUCUUCUCAUGGAUUUGAUCCUAAUGGAAGUACAAGUGGAUUCAUUAUUUGGAUUUAUGGAAGAGGUAUUAUGGUUGAUCCUCCUCCUUUUUCUAAUGAUUAUCUAAAAAGUCUUGGAAUUAACUAUUAACUUAUAAACGGUAUUAUUAUUAGCCACUGUCAUGCAGAUCAUGAUGCAGGAGCAUUUCAUAAAAUAGUAGCAGAUUAAAAAAUAGAAGUUAUAACAACAAGAACAAUUAUGAAUAGCUUUUUAAGGAAAUAUUCAGCAGUCUCUUAAAUUGAUUAAGAAUAGCUAAAAAGACUAUUUGUAUUUAGACCAGUUAUAAUGGGAACAACAUUGAAAAUAUAUGGUGCAAAUUUUAAUUUUUUUUAUUCGUUCCAUACAAUCCCUUCACUUGGAUUUGAAGUUGAAGUCAAUAAUAAAAUAUUAUAUUUUUCUUCUGAUACCUAUUAUAAUCCUAAGCAAAUUAGAUAAUACUGCGCUGAUGGCAGAAUAUCUAAGGAUAGAUGCCAGUAAUUAGCAGAUAUAGAUUUCUCCAAGUACGAUUUAAUCUUGCAUGAAGCUGGUGUGCCUCCUAUUCACACUCCAUAAUCAAUCUUAGCUGAUUUACCUGAAAAAAUAAAAGAAAAGCUCUAUCUGAUCCAUAUAGCUCAUAAAGAUCUCCUUCCUAAUUCUGGUUUAAAAAUCCCUGGUGUUGGUAUUUAGAAUACAAUAACUAUUAUAGAUUAAGAUACUCAUUCCGAAAUUAGAGUUUUGAAAAGAUUAGACAUAUUAAGUAAAGUAGAUCUUUUUGAAGAUUUGUCUAUUAAGCACGCCAAGCAUUUAAUUGAUGCUGUCUAAGUAGAAGAAUAUGAAAAAGGUGAUAUUAUAUUUAAAGAAGGAGACAUUGGCCAUAAAUUUUUCAUCAUUCAGUCAGGAGCAGUGAGGAUAUAUACUGACAAUGAGAACAUAUAAAUUGACAAGGUGUUUAAAGUUGGUGAUUAUUUUGGAGAAGGUUCUCUUUUAGACUCAUCUAAUAAAAGAAUAGCACAGGCUGAAGCUAUUACUGACUGCUAGUUGCUAACUCUAGAAAGGCAUGACUUUCACUUUUUAUUCGGAGGUUCAUUGGGAGGAAAAGGAAUAGUAAUUUAAAAGCUCAAGUAACUGAACAAAGCUAGAAACUGUUAAGCUAGUGAUAUUGUGAAUAAGAACUCGAUAUUCAGCGAAUUGGAAUAAGGAUAAAAAACUUAGCUAGAGAUGAUCAUGAAAGAGGUUGUGUUUGAAUCAAAUUAAAUACUGUGGAGGUAAGGAGAGCAACCUUAAUAUGCUUUUAUUAUUAAGGAAGGUUUGAUUUUGUUUUUUAAAUAAAACGAUGAUGUCCUUAGACUUUCUGACGAAGAAAUAUAAGAAAUAAAUAGAACUGGAAGUUUUUCUUGCAUUUCUGAUAAUGUAGACACUAUCAUAGAAAGUGAAGAAAGUAUUCAUGGUCCUUUAAAAUUCAUAUUAUCAACAGGGGCUUUUAUAGGAGAUACAAAAGCCAUUCAUUCUCAAUCUUCUAUGAGAAGUUAUUGUGUGUGCAAAACUAGAGUUAAAGCAUUUUAAAUUUUAUGCAAUGAUUUCUAAAAUUUCUUAGCCCAUAAUCCUGGCUUAAAACUACUCUUUGAAGAAAAAGAAUUUUUUGAGUGA